This is a messenger RNA of Bursaphelenchus okinawaensis, 4033 nucleotides long. The record is from the annotation of a GenBank genome assembly. NCBI's taxonomy places the organism in Eukaryota, Metazoa, Nematoda, Chromadorea, Rhabditida, Aphelenchoididae.
AUGACAUCCCAAGACAACCUCCAAGUACCUCGGGAUUCGCUAGCAACAACAGCGACAGAUAUUCAAGAUGCGGAUAUUCGUCUAUACCCAAAGAGAUUCUUAAUACUAGGCUUGUUCGUACUACUAUCAGCUUCGAAUGCCUUACAGUGGAUCGAAUACAGCAUUAUUACGGAGAUUGUUGCACAUUACUGGCAAGUACCGUAUGAUUGGAUUGAUUGGACUAGCAUGAUCUACAUGUUAAUGUAUGCUAUAUUGAUCUUUCCUGGAACGUAAGUUUUUUUUAAAUGCGUGAAAAAAUUGUAAAAAAAAUUUUUAGCGGGACAUAAAAAAUUGAAUUAGGCACUGGAAGUAAGCUGAGAGAUUGAAUUAGGGACUGGAAGUAAGCACUUGGACUUGGAAGUAAGCUGAGGUCUAGAAUGAGGUUCAAGUCCAAGCUUAGGCUUGGGAUUAGGCUAGACAUUUUGCUUGGGAUUAAGUUAGGACGUAGACAGGUUUAGACUAAGGGGCAGGCUUAGGCUUAGCCUUAGGCUUAGGCUUAGGCAUAGGUUUAGGUUUAGGCUUAGGCUUUGGCAUAGGAUUAGGCUUAGGUUUUGGUAUAGACGUAGGCUUAAGCUUAGGUUCAAACUUAGGGUUAGAUUUGGGCUUAGGCUUAAGGUUAGGCUUAGGCAUAGAUUUAAAUUAGACUCAGGCUUAGGUUCAGGCUUAGGCUUGAUCUGAAGCUUAGAAUUAGAUUUAGUUUUUGGUUUACGUUUAUGUUUAAGCUUAGAUUUUGGCUUAAGCUUAAGUUUGAACUCGAAUAUAGGAUGGGGCUGAGACUUAAACAAAAGCUUAAGUAUAGGCUUAAGAUUAGGCCAGCUCAAGUUGAAGCGCAGGAUUAGGUUUAAAUUUAGUUUUGGGCUUCGUCAUAGGCUUAAGCUAAACUUUAGGCUUAUACAUGUAACCAUUAGUUGUUUUAGACUUAGCUAUUGUACAACUAAAUUUCUAUAAAUUUUAGAUGGUUCCUAGACCGCUUCGGCCUUCGAGUCUCUAUACUAAUUGCAGCGGCUGGAAAUGGUCUAGGAUCAUGGCUGAAAGUACUGUCAGUAGCACCAAAUGGCUUUUGGCUAACAUUCCUAGCCCAGACCAUUGCCGGGGCUAGUCAAACCUUUAUCCUAGGCAUACCAAGUCAUUUAGCAGCCACAUGGUUUGGUUCAAAUGAAGUUUCGACCGCUUGUGCCGCUGGCGUUUUUGGAAAUCAACUAGGAAUUGCGAUUGGCUUCAUUCUACCACCAUGGCUGAUCGAAAACGGCAGUAGAGAGGCGGUCGGUCGAGAUUUGAAUGUCAUGUUUUUGAUAUCAGCUGUUGCCAACACAAUUAUCUUUCUUAUGAUUGUCUUUUGUAAGUUGUUUUUGAAAAUUUAGAGGAUUACAAGUAUUUUUAAAAAGUGGAAGCUAAGUGGAAGAUUUGUAAUGUAUUUUGCACUGAAAAUCUUCCAUUCAAUUUUCAUUUUUAAAAUACCUUAAAAUGACUUAAAACACGUUUUUAACACUUUUUAAAGGUGGAAUUUUGGUGGAAGAUUUUCAGUGCAAAAUACAUUACAAAUCUUCCACUCAACUUCCACUUGUAAAAACCUCAAAAAUGAUGUUUUUAGGCGAUUUUAAGGCUUUUUGGAAGUAAAAGUUUGGUGGAAGAUUUUCAGUGCAAAAUACAUUACAAAUCAUCCACUCAACUUCCACUUUUUUAAAAUUAUCAGAACGUUGGGUCCAAUAAUGAAAGUGCCAUAAAAAUCAGCUUGAGGGUAAAAAAUGGCAAGAAUUUUCUUUACAAAACAAAAAAUGGCAUGAACUUUCUUUACAAAACAAAAAAAUGUCAAGAACUUUCUUUACAAACUAUAAAAUGGCAAGAACUUUCUUUACAAUUUAUAAAAUGGCAAGAACUUUAUUUAACAAACAAAAAAUGGCAAGAACUUUCUAUACAGUACAUGAUAUAGCAAGAAAUUACAGUAUUUCUCAUUAAAAGCCGAAAAAACUGAAUCUUCUCGUAUAACAUGUCAUUCGCAGCCUGCGGAGCCAAAAAAGUGGCAUUUUUUUACAAAAUGGGUAGAAUAAGGUAGGAUAGGGUAGGUUAGAAUCUAUAAAUCAAUUUUUUUUAUUUCAGUCUUCUCCGACCAGCCCACCACCCCUCCAAGUAUCAGUGCUCACGUUCGCGCCCAACCUUCAGAAGAAGAAACUGGUUUUCUGGUCGAUUUGAAGACCUUGUCCAACAACUAUGGCUUCAUAUUGUUGUUAAUCAGCUAUGGCAUUAACGUUGGCGUAUUUUAUGCCAUUUCAACGCUGCUAAGUCAGAUGAUAUCCGUUUAUCAUCAUAACGUUGGCACUGAGACUGGAACGAUCGGCUUGUUGAUGGUGGUUGGUGGCAUGGUUGGCAGUGUCUGCUGUGGAUACAUGUUGGAUCGGUUUCAUAAGUACAAGUAGGUUUGGCUCUUUUUUAAAUGGUUUUUUAGGGCGGGGUAAAUUUUUUCGGUUAGGGUGGAGGGGGGGGUUUUUUGGUUCUGGGGAAGUGGAAUGGGUUACUUUUAGGGCAGGGUAAAUUUGUUAGGUUAGGGGUAGAUAUUUUGGGUGGGGUAAAUUUUAUAAUGCUAGACGUGGUGGACUAUUUUUGGCAGGGUGAAGUAAAAUUGGUUAUUUUUAGGGUAGGGUAAAUUUGUGAGGUUAGGGGGAGGAGGUGUUUUUUUGGGUGGGGUAAUGUGUUAUACAUAACUUGUAGGGCAUGCCUAGGAAUAAUAGGGUAGAGUAGGGUAUGGUAGGGUAGGGUAGGGUAGGGUAGAGUAGGGUAGGGUAGGGUAGGGUAGGGUAGGGUAGGGUAGGGUAGGGUAGGGUAGGGUAGGGUAGGGUAGGGUAGGGUAGGGUAGGGUAAGGUAGGGUAGGGUAGGGUAGGGUAGGGUAGGGUAGGGUAGGAUAGGAUAGGAUAGGGUAGGGUAGGGUAGGGUAGGGUAGAGUAGAGUAGGGUAGGGUAGGGUAGGGUAGGGUAGGGUAGGGUAGGGUAGGGUAGGGUAGGGUAGGGUAGGGUAGGGUAGGGUAGGGUAAAACUUCUAAUUUCGUAUUUUCAGGUUGAUAACAGGCUUAGUAUACCUACUGUCAGUGAUUGGCAUGUUACUAGUCACCUUCACAAUCCAAAUGCCAUUAUGGAUGACAUUUUUCACUGCCACUUUCUUAGGCUUCUUCAUGACUGGUUAUCUACCGGUCGGUUUCGAGUACGGUGCUGAGCUGACAUACCCAGCCAGCGAGGGUACCACCUCAGGACUACUCAACUUCUUUGCUCAAAUCUUUGGAAUUGCGAUGGUAAUUGGCAUGGGACAAGUUAUACGAAGGAUUAGUGUUUUCUGGUGCAACAUCUUAUUGUCAAUAUUCUUGUUCAUUGGCAUGGGACUGACAGUUUUGAUUAAAGGAGAGCUUAAAAGGCAUAAUACUCACAUGAGUCAGCUGGAGAACGCUGCUUUUGAUGUAAGUCUCACUCUACCCUACCCUACCCUACCCUACCCUACCCUACUGUACCCUACCCUACCCUACCCUACCCUACCCUACCCUACCCUGCCCUGCCCUGCCCUGCCCUGCCCUGCCCUGCCCUGCCCUGCCCUGCCCUGCCCUGCCCUGCCCUGCCCUACUCUACCCUACACUACCCUACCCUACCCUAUUCGUAUUGUACCUUAGAUUACCGUAUCUUGCCCUAUCCUGUAUUACUCUACUGUACCGUACCAUACCCUAUCUUGUCUCACUCAACCUUAAUUUACCUUACCAUAUUAUAAUCUGUCCUAAUUUAUCUUGACCUCGCUUGCUACCUUCAGAAUUCUUCAAACGGCUUUACUUUAAUAUGAUUUGGCCUACCCUGACUUGACAUGCCCUCAACCUUAGUUUUAAUCUUAUAUCUCAGUUUCUACUGUAUUGUAGCUUUUACUGUAUAUAAUGACUGUUUUCAGAAUUCAAACUUUGCGACAGAAGAAGCGAAUUCAACUACACGAACAGAUUCUCGAACACAAUCAACCAACUUUUACUGA